GGGGAUGACGUCAGCAGCUGAUGCCUUAGCCGGAGAGGCACUGAGCCACCUGGGGGAGGCUGAUGUAAAAAUGGAGGAAAAACGAUAAGCAACGUUUCGAAGGCGUUCUCGGGAUAUAACCAUUAUUUGGUUGGAAGUGAAGUUUUGAAAAUAUGGAUGGCCGAAAUUAUGGGUAUUCCCGUGAGCAGUACGACCGCUUCAUACAAAGCCAAGAUAGCUCUGUUGUGAACAAGUUCCAGCAGAAAUACUGGAGGACUAAGCAGACGCUGAUUAAAGUGACGGGGAAAAAGGAAGACGAACAUGUUGUUGCCUCUGAUGCAGACCUUGAUGCUAAACUGGAGGUGUUUCACUCAAUCCAAAGAACGUGUAUGGAAUUAUUGAAAGUCAUAGAGCAAUAUCAGAGGAGAAUUUGCUUUUUAUCUCAGGAAGAGAAUGAACUGGGACGUUUUCUUAGAUCACAGGGUUCACAAGACAAAACCCGAGCAGGUAAAAUCAUGCAGGCUACUGGAAAGGCACUCUGUUUCUCCUCUCAGCAGAGGCUGGCUUUGCGUACCCCCUUGUGCCGACUGUACCAGGAAGUGGAGACAUUCAGGUACAGAGCCAUCUCUGACACUUGGCUGACCGUGAACAGGAUGGAGCAAUCGAGGACAGAGUACCGUGGGGCUCUGCUUUGGAUGAAAGAUGUUUCCCAGGAGCUCGAUCCAGAUACAUUCAAGCAGAUGGAAAAGUUCCGCAAGGUUCAAGCUCAGGUCCGACUCUCUAAAACAAGCUUUGACAAGUUAAAGAAUGACGUGUGCCAGAAGGUGGAUCUCCUGGGUGCAAGUCGCUGUAACCUCCUUUCUCACGUGCUAACAAUGUAUCAGACCACACUUCUUCACUUCUGGGAGAAAACUUCCCACACCAUGGCAGCCAUCCAUGAAAGUUUCAAGGGCUAUCAGCCUUAUGAAUUCACAACGCUGAAGAGCCUGCAAGACCCCGCGAAUAAACUGACGGAUCAGGGGGCGAAGAAGAAGAGCAGGAGGAGGAUCAAGGGGAAGAAGGACAGCAGGGAGAGGUCACCUGACGUGGAUGAGCAGCUCAUUUCAUUAGACAGUGAAAAGCACAAAGAGGAAUCAAGCCAUACAGUACAUUCUGCAUCUCUACACCACAGUGGGGAAGGCUUCUCACCAGGCUUUGAAGAGGUGAAUUUAAGUGGAAACCAAAAUACAGCCCAGCACGAUCUGCUCUCAAGCCUUCCCGAGCAGGAGGGAAGUGAGAAGGACGAAAUGGCCUUACUCAGCGAGAUCCUGAACAGCACUUCUCUGGAAGAGGGGGGUUUCAGCCAGGAGUGGCAGGCGGCCUUUGGAGAGGAGACCCUUGCGAACAGUGGUGCUCAGCCAGCCGCUGGAGAGCCAGUGCAGGAGGCGUCUUCAUCGGGCUUCCUUCCUUCUCAGCUCCUGGACCAGAAUCUGAACAAUCUCCAGUCUUCCUUUGCUGAUUGGGCCAUGAGUAACCGCCAGCCGGCAACCCAAGCAUUGGAACAGUCUGGAUCUGACCAGAACAUUAGCAGGCCCUCGGUGAAAGACACCCCACAGCCAGCUAAGGACCUGUCGGCUUGGUUCAACUUGUUUGCUGAUUUGGAUCCGUUAUCCAACCCAGACGCCGUUGGAAAAACGGAUAAAGAGCAUGAACUGCUCAAUGCUUGACCCUGCAAUUAUUUAACUUGCUGUUUCAGUCUUUUUUCCCCACAUGCGACAAGUAGAUGGUGAGAGUCUCCAUUUUUGCCUUGCCACUAAAAAUACUGCUAUAGCUAAAACGUGUGUUACUGUAUCUUUUGUUCACAUUAUUUGUUCAACUUGUUAUAUAAACUGUAAAUAUUUUGAGAAAAAAAGGGCAGAUUUGUACGCUCCAUUUAAGAAUAUUUACUUGCUAAAUGGGAAAUAUGGCCUUUUUUCUGAUCAAGAAUAAUGCUUCUUAUUGUAAACAUCAAUUUAACACCCUAACAUUACAUUUCAAAGUAAUACCCAGAGGUGAUCAUUUCCCUGUGUUGAUUUCAUAAUAUUGCAUCUUAACAAAUCUUGCUUGAUAGUAAUUGGUUGAAAUAUGUCAAUGAAUAGUUGCCUACCUCAGAUAAUUAGACCAUUUUAAUUUCUGUAGUAUUAGGUUUAAAACAAAAGAAUGUAAUGUAUAAGCAAACGUAUCCAGAAUGUUUGUACUGUAAAUGUCACACUCUGGGACAAACAUCCUGGAAGAAAUGAAUUCACUUCAGUAUCCAUAUCCAUUGUUGUUCCUGAAGAGUGAACUGACUCCUCUGAACAUUUUAAAUGAUCUUCCCUUUUCAUAAAUGUUUUACAGUACCCCAGUCUCAAAAUAUUUUAAUCAUCAUUCCAGAAUGAAUAUGAAUCUUCUCUGCAGUGUCUCUAAACGUUGUUUCCUGCCACAUGCACAUUUGUACUAGUGUUGCAAAACUGAGUGUGCUAUCUUUGACAAUCCAUCACUGCAUGAAUAGUUCACAUGGAAAAUAAACUGGCUUAUUUCAUUCAUUGUAUUUGCAUAAGAUCAGAAUAUAUACAGUGAUGAGAAUGAUUAUAAUUAGAAGCUUUCAGAAUUUUAUAAUCACAUUUGCAGUGUCCAUGUGGAAGUCUGUUUUGUUCAGUUAUAGAUGAUGUAUUCACAUCAUUAAAGUGAAUAUUUUUAAUCAAAACUCAAACUGAAUAAUUAGGUGAAAGAAGUUAAAUGUAAACAGAAAAAUGCAA
This is a messenger RNA of Lepisosteus oculatus (spotted gar), 2735 nucleotides long. RefSeq names its product islet cell autoantigen 1 (gene ica1). Gene Ontology annotation, cellular component: Golgi apparatus. Gene Ontology annotation, biological process: regulation of transport. Lineage: Eukaryota; Metazoa; Chordata; Actinopteri; Semionotiformes; Lepisosteidae. The record is from RefSeq and is a predicted model, not a curated record. Gene Ontology annotation, molecular function: protein domain specific binding.